GGGCGCUGGUCCCGGGUUUGUGGAUAGAGACGGUGGAAUCUUCCGCACCAAGCCCCGGUAAUACGUGCCCGGGACAACCGAUGCCAAGAUGGCGCUCGUUAUGCUUCCGUGUGAUCUUCCCUGGUGGUCGAACGUGCAAAAGAAGCUGGCACAGAUCGAGGAAUCCAGUACCUUAGAUGUGGUGUUAGACGUGAUGCAGAAGCUGCAUGAAUUAUGCAAUGUCAGCCUGGACCCGGAUGAGGAUGGAAAGGACACGUCAGUGUUCGAAGGACUGCGGCACUUUGUCGAGCGUACGAUGGACGCAACCGAACGCGAUCACUUCCUGGGACACACGAUCAAGGCACUCGCGCGACACGCCCGUAACCUCAAGCAGUAUCGACCGCCGCGUGGUCUCAGCUUUAGCCUUCAGCAGCAGGCGGACAGCGACGAGCUGAGCUACCGGCUGGUGGCAUCCUUGCUAGCCAAUGCGUUCUUUUCGACAUUUCCAAAACGUACUGAAAAAACACACCCCACGUUACAAGACUUUAACUUUACACACUUUUUUAGAGGUUUAGUAGAUAAUGCUGUGCAGAGGGAAAAGUUUCGCAGCUUCCUGUACUACUUCGAUUGGUUGGAGCGAAGCGGGACGGCACUCGAAGGCAAUCUGCGAAUAUCACGUAAGGUAAUGACCGGCAAGCAAUGGCUCACGAUCGAAGACUGGCUCGAGUGUGAGCUACCAUUGUGUGACGUCGAGAUACGGCACGAGGGAAAGCUAGACAAAGCGGAUCCCGAAAUGCUCCAAACAGUGUUCGCUUCGGCACGGCUCGGCGGUGACGUUCUGUCUUCCGGAGACACUCAGGAAUCGAUUCAAUUUUGUACCUUUCCCGAACUACUCGCCGUGCUGCUGUACGUGGAAGCGCUCGAAGACAAUGAAUCGCUACAGGUGGAGAACGUACAUCACGUGUCCCGGAUCGUCGAUCCUCGGCAGAAGGGUCCACUGUUGGAGCGAAUUGCGGAACCAAAAAAGACGAGCCUUUGCUGUAUCGAUGCGGAAAACUAUCGGGCGCUACCAUCGCAACAGUUCGAGGAGGAUGACAUACUGCGGGAGUUGAACAAGUGCCUGUUGGCGUUCCGCCAAAACACAACCUGCCCGAUGGUGCUGAAUGAGUCGGGACCCGCGACAGGCAAGUCGUCUGGUGAUAAACGUGCCGGAGCGGCCGGGUUAAAGCUAGACCAGCUGGAAACGGUGUCGAGCAAGGGUCGACUGUCGCCGAUCGGUGAGCGUGAUCGCGAAGGUUCCACACCGGGAUCGCCCGAUGUCUACACGACGAUUUUCAUCCGACAGGCAACACCGAACUCAAAACGCUCCAGCAGUGAUUCGAACAAAUUGGAAAAGGACAUUAAUAAGCGGCGGUCCUGGCUGUCGCCGGAACGACCCAGUGCGCCAUCGGUAUGUUCCGGAUCGAGCUCGAAUCGUCGAGGGAAGUUUAUCAUUCUCGGCUCAUCGGGCGAGUGUUUACCGGUGAAUCGACAUCCGCUACGCAUCCCGGACGGUUAUCAGCCGCAAGGGCUGACCAGGCCCGAUACACUUUCGAGCUGCGGUUCGAGUCAGGAUGAGUUUCACAGCGCCAAGGAAAGUUUCGACGAGGACGAUGAGGAUGGAUUGCGGGCGUACACGUCCGUGCUAGACACACCCGAACGAAGGUGCGCCUUUGCGCAGAAGUUGCGCGAAGCGCUGGAGCAAGACCGUACGAACGGGCUGUCGGGAAGUACCGAAGAUAGCAGCUAUGCGGUGGGGAUCAGUGUGGCGGGUUCAGAGAUUCACGAUAAAGACAUUCGUGUGAGACGUGGUGGAUCGUGUGGCUUCGUCCUGGACGGUUCGAUUGAUAGCAACUACGAUGAGACGGACUUUAAAGAGCAGCAGCAAGAAAAGACAACCGUUGGAGUACCGCAGCAGAAUGGUACGUUAGAGCGAAAGGGUACGAACGAGUCGUCUAAGUACAGCUUCGAUUCCGAUCUAGGCUCAGAACUGGAGGAGGUGUACGAAAAGUUUGCCAAAUGGCUUGAAGAACCAAUCAGCACAGACAAACCAAAAAAGUUGGACGCUCGCGACGAAGCCGUACUAAAGUUUGCCAACUCACUGCUCAAACGAACGCUGAGCGAAAGUUUCGUCGGAAUUCCAUUCACCGAAGAGUGCCUGUCGAGUGGGAAUGGGUCGGUGACCACUUCAACUGGAACACGAAACGCUUCCGGCAGCUGUGAUCGUGGAUCGCUCAGUCAGAAGGAAAAGAUAUUGCUCCACGUACGAUCGCUCUCGCUGGAGCUAGCUAAGCAUAAGCACAAACUGGCGGCUCAGCUGCGUCAGGAUUAUCUUGCAUUGGAACCGGCCAAACUAUUCAAGUGUCCCAACAUACAGCUCACGCGAACCGACCACCGGAAGUUGCUGCACAAGCUACGCUCGACCCAGAGCGGAUCGGGCUGCUCGGUAACGGAACUGGCGGUGACGGUGCCGGGGAAGGCCCUGCAGCAACCAUUGCUCGAGCGGCAAUCGUCACUGAAAACGAAGCUGCUACAGUACAAACCGAACUGGUCCGUGUCCUACACGCAGGACAUCAAGUGUGAUGAUGUGGUGCUGAAGAUCUCACAACUUGCUCAAAAACGGACAUUAAAUGUGAAUCUGCGACCCGUUGCUACCGGCAACUGGGGCUGUGGCAGCAACAGACGUGGAGACGUGCAGCUCAAGAUGGUGAUUCAAUGGAUGGCGGCUAGUGUAGCCGGUUUGCCCUAUCUUAGCUAUUACACUGCAGGGAACGAGAAACUGUCGAAGCUUGAUACCAUUUGCCGAGUGCUGAAGGAUCGUAAGUGGACCGUCGGUGAACUGGCUGCUGCCACGCUGAGUCACGCACGGGACAUAUUGGAGGACCCGUUCUACUACAACAACGAUCGUAACUACUGCAUGUUCUUUGAGAAACUGAUUGGGCUCGAAAAAGUGCAUUGA
Messenger RNA from Anopheles maculipalpis, 2977 nucleotides. RefSeq lists its product as uncharacterized. NCBI's taxonomy places the organism in Eukaryota, Metazoa, Arthropoda, Insecta, Diptera, Culicidae. Gene Ontology annotation, biological process: regulation of DNA repair; nucleotide-sugar metabolic process; carbohydrate metabolic process. Gene Ontology annotation, molecular function: poly(ADP-ribose) glycohydrolase activity. The transcript is spliced from 7 exons. Gene Ontology annotation, cellular component: cytoplasm; nucleus. Bases 89 to 2977 code for a protein of 962 amino acids. The record is from RefSeq and is a predicted model, not a curated record.